UCUCACAUGCGAAGGACAGUGAUUGUCCUUUUCCUUGCUCACAAGGCACACUGUAGUCUAUCUCCGAGAGAGAAACCGAAUCGGCACCUAUCCGAAUUAUUUGUUUGAUUCGUCUCGCUUUGGUUGUUUUGUAUUGCCUGUCUUUAUUCGGGAUUUGCUGUGAACAUUGCCAUUUAUUCUCAUCCUGGGUCGCUUACUGUACUUUGCCUGCUGCGCCUUUACACGUUGUUUUAUCGUUUCUAGUGGAAAAGGAGGAGUCUUUCGAAUAGUCUUCUUCUUAAAUUAUAUUUUGACAUUGGUGAAUAGUGCUCUUUCCUAUCCCGGACUGGACCAAUGCGUAGCCCGUGCCCAACGGAUCCACGACAGCUCCGUUUCUCACACAGCAGAGUUCACGCUCAAUGGCCGGACCGAUGUGCGCCAGCAGACCCCGCCAACAUACACCUCUGAUGGAUCAUUUAUCUACCGUUUUCGAGCUUCUUUCCAGACCCUUGCACUUCCUUUAUACCGUGUAUUGUGCGCAAAGCCUUGGGGUCGGAGCUGUAGAGCGAAAGCAAUUGAGAUAAUGCCGCUUUCCCAACUCGACCGUUGGUCUGAACCGAGUCGACCUGUUUUACCUGGGCGCAUGCGGAGAAUCCUCUCGUUCUGAACCACAAAAGAAGCCUGCCGUCUGGAUUUCUAUGUGGUUGGAAAUACAAAAGUUGAACACUGAAACAUUUAGUCUACUCAAGACGGCAAGAAGUGAAGAUGGUUACGUGUUCAACGUGUAUUUCAUUAAAGUGGCAUCCAGCGUGAUAAACAUAAUCAGUGAUGUAGUAAGUCUGUUCAUAUGCGUGCUCAUCAUUUGCAGUAAAUACUCGCAACUGCUCAAACAGGGGACUAUGAAGAUGAUACUCUUCCGUAAAUUCCGAGUUUUGAUUCUCAUGGUGUUUCUAAUCGCCUGCUCGAUGCACAUCAUGAUAGACUUGUUACCAAAGCUGGAGAGGCGCAGCAACAGCGGCUGCUCCUGCUCGCACAAGCCGAGCGAGGACCCUCAGAACUGGGCUAAACACCGAGCUAGGUCGGGAGCGGAGUCAGGCUGGCCUAACAAACACACGCUGAGAAUCCUCCAGGACUUCAGCAAUGAGCCAAACUCUAACAUCUCUUCCCAUUCUCUGGAGAAGAACACCAAAGCGGGAAACAAAACGGAAGCCUUUAAACGGAUUGAACAUUAUGCACAAAAUGGUGACAAAAAGAGACGGUUCAUACACGACACUGUGGUCACCAAAAACAUACCUGUCAAGAGUUCAAGGUUGCUGGCUCUGUUUGACCACCCGUUAUUCAAGAGAGCCUUACCGUCUCUGACCGACGAAGACACCUUGUUCAACGUCAACACAGACAUCAGAUUUGACCCCAACGCCGCCACAGAGAAUCAGGAAUGGCACGCUGAAGGGAACAUGGAGGAGUACACUCCAACAGGAGGAGAGCUGACGGCUGACUCCUACCCCAACUGGCUCCGCUUCCACAUAGGGAUUAAUCGAUAUGAGCUCUACUCCAGACAUAACCUAGUCAUCGAUGCUCUGCUCAGGGACCUGGUCUCACAGAGAAUCACCAGCGUCGCCAUGAAGUCUGGAGGCACCCAACUGAAACUGAUCAUGACGUUCCAGAACUAUGGACAGGCUCUGUUCAAACCUAUGAAGCAGACCCGGGAGCAGGAGACGCCCCCUGACUUCUUCUACUUCUCGGACUUUGAGAGACACAAUGCUGAAAUCGCUGCCUUUCAUCUAGACAGAAUUCUGGACUUCCGUCGUGUCCCUCCUGUAGCAGGCAGAUUGCUGAAUAUGACUAAAGAGAUCAAAGAUAUGACCAGGGACAAGAAGCUGUGGAAAACCUUCUUCAUAUCACCAGCCAACAACAUCUGUUUCUAUGGGGAGUGUUCGUACUACUGCUCUACGGAGCAUGCUCUGUGCGGUAAGCCAGACCAGAUCGAGGGUUCCCUGGCCGCCUUCCUCCCAGACCUGGCCUUGGCAAAACGUAAGACCUGGAGAAACCCCUGGAGACGAUCCUACCACAAACGCAAGAAAGCCGAGUGGGAGGUGGACCCUGACUACUGUGAAGAGGUGAAACAGACUCCGCCCUAUGACAGUGGCACCCGUCUGCUGGACAUCAUGGACAUGACCAUCUUUGACUUCCUCAUGGGCAACAUGGAUCGUCAUCACUAUGAGACGUUUGAGAAGUUUGGCAAUGAGAGCUUCAUAAUCCACCUGGACAACGGGAGAGGGUUUGGAAAGCAUUCCCAUGAUGAGGUGUCUAUCCUGGUGCCUUUAAGCCAAUGUUGCAGAGUGAGGAAGUCGACCCACCUGCGUCUGCAGCUGCUGGCCAAGGAGGAGUACCAGCUGAGUGAUCUGAUGUCUGAGUCUCUGCUGAGGGACAAACUGAUCCCCAUCCUCAUCCAGCCUCACCUAGAGGCGAUGGACAGACGCCUACGCCACACACUCAACGUCCUGGCAGACUGCAUCGAGAAGGAGGGCUAUAGUAAUGUUGUGGAGGAUGACCUGGCGAGUGAGAGGAAGGGGGCUCAGAUGCACACAUCACCCAGGGGGAGGUAGCUGGGAGGCCUGAACUGUUCUGGAAUGGACCAGACUGGAUUGGACCGGAUCAAACCGUAUGGAACUAGAGUCGAUCAGACUGAACUGGAUUGAACUGGAUUGGACUGGACCAGAUUAAACCGGACUGAACCGGUUUUGACCACCAUCCCCAUAGGCCCCUUAAAUAACAUUGUACACCUCCCAACCAAUCGAUCAUCUCCCACCACAGCACCACAGAUCAUGAAAGUCUUGCGAGAGCCGCUUGUCUUGUUCAGGAGACAUUUUUGAAUUCAGUGAAUUCCAAGACUGGUAUUAUUCCUUCUGCUGUCAACUGAAUAUUGUGUUUCUACACAUUGUUGGGACCUGUCGCAGGUGUGCAAACGAUAUGCGUAUUGGAGAUCGAUUCUGUGUCUUAAUGAACAAUUUAUUGCAAAAUGUUUUAUAACUUCUGUUGCUCUUUUACAUUGUAUUUUGUAUUAAUUUAAGAGAUAUUUCAUUGGAGGGUUUACUGCAAAAUGUGUCUUCUGCUUUUCAUCUUUCAAAUGCUUCCUGUCCCGAGAGUAUUUAUUGCAUUUCAUAUUAAUUGUUUGAAAUAAAUGAGACCCAAAUCAUUUUUCUAUCAAUAGGACUGGGGGCUCGAGUCAAUCUGUAUCGCUGAAACUCUUGAGUGGUGCAGCGGUCUAAGGCACUGCAUCUCAGAGCUAGAGGCAUCACUACAGACUCUGGUUUGAUUCCAGGCUGUAUCACAACCGGCCGUGAUUGGGAGUCCCAUAGGGCGGCGCACAAUUGGCCCAGCGUUGGCCGGGGUAGGCUGUCAUUGUAAAUAAGAAUUUGUUCUUAACUUGCCUAGUUAAAUAAUGGUUAAAUAAAUACAUGCUCUAGAAAUAUAAAGUUAAUGUCCUGUUGAGCCGACAUUUGCAGCGUUUACCAUGAAUGCAGUUUCUGCUAAUGUGGGAACAUGGCCUUUAAAUUUCAAGCACACUGUAACACUGAACUUCCACUAUACAGAUCAAAUACAGCCCUGAGUGGUCAGGAGACCAAGAGGGAGUGAGAGAGACUACAGAUGUGCAGUCCUUAGUUGGUCAAGUAGAGGGCAGCUCUAGUGCACAUGUACAAUAGUGGUCUGCAGGUCAUCUGUUUGUUCACCCGCACCUGCCCACAAUUGCUAAUAACCCAUCUGCAACCGCCCAACUAUUCUGUAGGCUACGGUCAGAGAUGGCAGAACGAUUUUUUGACAGGGGUGCAGUUUUUUUUUAAUAGAAAAUAUGUUUCUGCUUAUAAUUACCGACAUUUCGGUAGGCUAUUUGUUCGUCAACUUGUCUAUAAUAAGACUAUAUACAUGCUGCUUCUCUUUUGUCAUUAUAUGUUGACCUAGAAGACUAAAAUAAACCCUUGCUCACCAGAAUAAUGUCAUAAAUUGAUAGAAGCAUUCAUUCUAUCUAUUGUAGUUGACAUCAGUAAACUUUUCUUUGUCGUCUCUAUUUCUUUCCCGAAGCAAAGACGUUUAGGGACUGGGGAGAAAAUGCAAUAACAAAAAAUGAACAGGAAAGAUUUUCUGUGUAAAAUGUCCAAAUUAUAUCAGUUUGACCAUUUGUAAGGAAAUAGAAAGCUGUAAAAAUGACCCAAGAUGUUUCUGAUAAGAUUUCAGGUCGGCUUGGAUACAUACUUUAUGUGGUUUCACAGGAGGCUGCUGAGGGGAGAAGGGUGUAUGAUAACACUGUGAAUGGCAAUUUAGGUGCCACCAACCUCCUGUGGUUGAAAUACUAGGCCUAUUAGCUUUUAGGGUGCUAAUAAAAAUAGCACCUCUACAGAAGGUCCCUAACUGCAGAUUCGGAUUCUCUCAAGAUGCUCUAAGAAAUCAAUCAUAUUUCUCCACCCCUGUUUCCGAGUCAAAAUGUAGGAUACAUUUGAAUUUGGUGUAUUAUUUUACUGCAAGAAAUGCUUCAUUCUGCAGGAGUUAAUAUUAAGGUUAUGUGUAAGGUUAUAGACCUACAGUCAGUGUCCAGAUUUCAGUUUCCAUUGAACCCAUCUGAACAGUAGGCUACAGUUAAAUUGACUUGUCCUGGUCUUGUGACUGUUGAAUUUGUAUGCACGCUUUGAGUGGGCUCCCGAGUGGCACAGCGGUCUAAUGCACUGCAUCUCAGUGGUAGAGGUGUCACUACAGACCCUUGUUUGAUUCCAGGCUGUAUCACAACCAGCUGUGAUUGGCCCAGCGUCAGCUGGGGUAUUCUUUACUGACUUGCCUAGUUAAAUAAAGGUUCAAUCAAAUGUAAAGAAUCAUCACACAUAACAUAGCCGGCACACUCCUUUACCACUUAAACAACUCUCCAUUUCGCAGCUUUUAUUUCAUUGAAUUAAACUCCGACAUUUAUCCUUUUUGCCUCGGUGGAUCGGCUAACUUUUUCUGGCCGUUCCCAAAAGCAUUUGGCUAUUGGCUUGUAGGCUAUUUGCUGGGCAUACAGUUAGGCUCUAAAGCUUACGCAAUAUGCACUAAUGCCAGAUAGCCUAAAAAGAAUGAAUGUAAAACCUCAAUGUAGCCGGUAGAUAUACAUUGCACAAGAAUGAUACAUUUAUGGAUCUUUGUAUGCAUUGUUUCCUCAUUAUUCAACCUGCUCGCCACCCACCCCUCCUUCAUCCACACAAUAGGAUGACCCUCAAACCCGCUCGCUCCGCAGAUACUUUUGUAUAUAUAUAUAUAGUGUAUGUGGACACCCCUUCAAAUGAGUGCGUUCAUCUAUUUCAGCCAACAUCGAGCACACCGCCAUGCAAUCUCCAUAGACAAACAUUGACAGUAGAAUGGCCUUACUGAAGAGCUCAGUGACUUUCAAUGUUGCACCGUCAUAAGAUGCCACCUUUCCAACAAGUCAGUUUGUCAAAUUUCUGUCCUGCUAGAGCUGCCCCGGUCAAUUGUAAGUGAUGUUAUUGUGAAGUGGAAAUGUCUAGGAGCAACAAAGGCUCAGCCACAAAGUGUCAGGCUUCACCAUCUGGCAGACCGACUGACGAAUCUAGGUUUGGCAGAUGCCAGGAGAACGCUACUUCCCCCAAUGCAUAGUGCUAACUGGGGCUGUUUUUCAUGGUUCGGGCUAGGCCCCUUAGUUCCAGUGAAGGGAAAUCUUAACGCUACAGCAUACAAUGACAUCCUAGACAAUUCUGUGCUUCCAAUUUAGGGGCAACAGUUUGGGGAAGGCCCUUUCGGGUUUGAAUGACAAGAAUUAAUCAGAUUCAAAGUGAUUCACACUACAGAAUAUCCUCCAUUGUACUUUUCUCUUAUUUUUCUUUGGCCCAUAGAUUAUUUUUAUUUGAGGAUGAAUUUAAGAUGAAAGUUUAGUCAGUCCUCAAUUUUGGUACUAAGAAGCCAAAUGUGACACCAAGACUUUUGUAGGAUGAAUAUUCCUUUGGGGUGUGAUUGUAUGUAUGAUGUCCAGAUGUUAAUGUUGUCUACAUAUAUGCAGGAUGUACAUUUCUUAACUUUCCAACUGCAGAUCUGCUUUGCUGGAGAAAACAUUUCAGUUACUGUUACUGAAAGUUCAUAUAUAUACAGUAGAUAAACCUAGUGCCUGUGCAAUGAUAGAAAUACUUGGAUGUUUGGGAUCAUGACUGAAAGGGUAUUUAUGGGAAAUAUGAUUUCCUGGUCAGAAGCUAUAUACAGUAUACGUGUUUCCACACGUCUGUCUGUGUUGAUACUUUAUGUAUAGACGGAGGUAUGGACACCAUUAGAGGCUGUGGUUCUGACUGCAGCUAAAAUGCUUCUUUUUCAUCUGUUCAUUGUUUCUGUGGAGUUUUGUUUGCAACAUCGUAACGGUGCAAUAAAACAAAAUGUGCAUUUAAA
Molecule: messenger RNA, 6393 nt
Organism: Oncorhynchus nerka (sockeye salmon)
Lineage: Eukaryota; Metazoa; Chordata; Actinopteri; Salmoniformes; Salmonidae
Gene: fam20cb
Product: FAM20C golgi associated secretory pathway kinase b
Exons: 9
Coding region: 678-2585 (635 amino acids)
Biological process (GO): protein phosphorylation; enamel mineralization
Cellular component (GO): Golgi apparatus
Molecular function (GO): protein serine/threonine kinase activity
Source: RefSeq, a predicted model, not a curated record